AUGAAGAAACUCUUACACAUUCAUAAGCCUAUCAUGCUGGACAGUACCAACUUUGGUCACUGGAAAGUGAGGAUGCAACACAUCAUCAGAGGAGUUGAUGAAGAUGCUUGGACGUCUGUAGAAGAUGGUUGGAGUGCUCCUACCGUUGUCUUGGAAGAUAAGUCUGUUGGUCCAAAGCCUAAAGACCAGUGGACUGAUGGUGAGAAGAAAGCGUCUAAGUUCAACUCUAAAGCUCUAACUGUCAUAUUCUCGUCAGUAGAUGUUGAGCAGUUCAAGAUCAUACAAGGAUGUGAAUCUGCCAAGCAAGCGUGGGAUACGCUCAUAAAUCACUUUGAAGGAAAUACCAGUGUGAGAAGGACACACCUUGAUCACCUAGCCUCCAAGUUUGAGAACCUGAGAAUGAGUGAUGAUGAGCCGAUUGAUGGAUUCAUAUGCAAGAUCAGUGAAUUGGCAAGUGAAGCGUCUGUUCUUGGCAAGAAGUAUGAAGAAAAGGAUUUGGUGAAGAAGCUGCUAAGGUGCUUACCACCACGGUUUGAAGCUUAUAAAGCUGUUCUCACACUUGAUGUUGACAUAGAUGAGAUGAAGUUUGAUCAACUCUCAGGCAUUCUGAAGGUGCAUGAUCUUGAGAAAAUCGACCGACAAUCUACUAACCAGAAGAGCAUUGCCUUCACAGCUGAGUCUAAGGAUGAUGGUCAAGUCACUAAGAUUGAAGAGAAUCUGAGUUUAAUGGCUCGAAACUUCAACAAGUUUGUCAAGCGUAUGGAGAAAGGUGGUGGUAGAUCCAAUGGACGCUACCAAAAGAAUGAUGUUGAAAGGGGCAGCUCUCAGCACUCAAAGCAGGAUUCUAGCAAGAACACAAAGAAGUGUCAUGAGUGUGAAGGUUACGGCCACUUCAGAAGCGAGUGUCCCCUUGCUAAGAGAAAAGAGCAAAAAUGUAUUGAGUGUAAAGGCAUUGGGCAUACACGCAGUGAGUGUCCUAGCAUUCUCAAGAAAGAGAAGUCUCUUAUGUGCUUCAGUGACACUGAAUCUGAAAGCGACAGUGAUGAAGAAAGUGGAAAAGACUCUAAUGCUUACAGCGAGGAUGAUGAUGAUCUUGAGCAAGAUCUUGAAACUGAGUACAAGAUUCUAUUUGACAAGUUCUAUGAUCUCAGUCAUGAGAAUCUCGAGCUUCUCAAGGAGAAAGCAAUGCUGAAAGCUCAGAUUAACAUACUGGAACUUGAUCAGCCUUCCACUAAGGCAAAAGCUUACUCAAUUGACCGAGAGCCGGAUCAAGAAGUUCUUGCACUUAAGAGAGCGAUGACAGAGCAGGAACAAGCUCGUAAGGAAGCUGAAGCACACGUACAAAGGUUGAGCGAUCUCUUAGCCGUAGAGACUGAUCGAAGUAGGCUACUCGAAAUUCAACUAACUGAAAAUCACAAGAAGGUUCGCAUUCUCUCAGCUGGUACUGCAACUCUUGAUCACAUACUUACAUUGGGACAGUGUCCGAGUCUCAACAUUGGCUUGGGAUAUAAAGGAUCUACCUCAAAGGCUGCUGAAACGAAGUUUGUGAGGGAAGCUCCUAAUGAAGAAAAGAAACCUGAAGAGAAAGGGGUCCCUGCUGAAAGAAACGAGAAUGUCCUUCCUAAACCAAGAAGACGUGGAAACGGAUGUCAUUUUUGUGGGAAACGAGGACACAACGCUAGGUUUUGUUACUUUCGAAGACGUCAGUAUGAGAGAGCAUGGAGGUUGAACCUGUGUUUCACCGAACCAACUGCUUACGGUUGCGUGUGGAUAGCCAAACGUGAUCUAUAUCCGAACUACAAAGAGAACACUCACUCUGAACUAAACACCAUUUCUGUUAAGUCACACACUAAAGCAGAACAUGAUCUUAUUUGCAACUUUGUGCGAGUACAAGUAGACACAGAGAUCGUUAGUAAUGUUGCUUAUACCUCUGCUGAAGAAGCAUCACAAUCUCAACUUCCCUGGUAUUUUGAUAGUGGGUGCUCAAAGCAUAUGACUGGAAGUGAAGACUAUCUUGAGAAACUCGAACUCAUCAGAGGUGAAAAAGUUACUUUUGGAGAUGGAGGACAAGGCAAAAUUCGUGCAAUUGGAAUAACCUCCAGACCUGAUGUGCCUAAACUCUCAAACGUUUACUUUGUUGAGGGUCUCAAGGCGAAUCUGAUCAGUGUGAGUCAACUAUGUGAUGAAGGAUUAGAGGUUAUCUUUAACAGCAAGGAAUGUCGCGCCAUUGAUGCAAGAAACAAUGUGGUGCUGAGAGGUAUUCGUUCAGGGAACAACUGCUAUCUUUGGAGACCUUCAAACGUGUGUUUUAUGGCUACUGAAUCCAAACUUGAUCUCUGGCACAAAAAACUGGGUCACAUGAACACCAAUGGGCUUAGCAGACUCGUGAAUAGCAACAAGUCUGAUGCCCUUGAGAGUUUCAGAAUCCUUGCUCUUCAGCUCAAACAGGAUAAAGGAGGAAUCAUUCAGAUCAAGAGCGAUCAUGGCGGUGAGUUUCAGAAUGAGCAGUUUGACAAGUUCUAUCACAGUCAAGGUAUCCGUCAUCAGUAUGCCGCUCCAAGAACUCCUCAACAAAAUGGGGUUGUGGAAAGAAAGAAUAGAACAUUGCAAGAAAUGGCUAGAGCAAUGCUGUGUGGAAACAGUGUUCCAUCUGGGUUUUGGGCGGAAGCAAUCAACACUGCGUGCUAUGUGAUAAAUCGGCGUACCAAGUUUGUUGGUGACAAUAUUAACGUCAUCUUUGAUGAUAGUAUUGGAUUCUAUGAGGCUCUAGUAACACAGACAAUAGACGGUGUAACGCCAAGUUCUUCAAGACAAGCUGAAAAUGAAGUGAAGGAUGAGUCUGAAGAAGACAACGAACCUGAGAUGACCAAGGUCGAUCUUGAUCAAGGAAAAGUACACAAAAACCACUCCUCGUCAGAUGAGAUUGGCAGACUGUAUGAUGAAAGAGUUACAAGAAAGAAACAAAUCAACUUCAAAGAGAUGGUCAAGUUGGCGUGUUUCAUGGUGAAAAUGAAUGAAGUGGAAUGCUUUGUGUCACUUAUUGAGCCCAAGAACAUUCAGGAAGCAUUAGAUGAUGAAUUCUGGACUGAAUCGAUGCACCUGGAACUUGAGCAGUUUGAACGACUCCAAGUGUGGGUAUUGGUACCAAGACCAAAGAACGUAAACAUCAUUGGAACCAAGUGGAUUCACAAGAACAAGACUGAUGAGGAAGGGAAUGUCAUUCAAAACAAGUCGCGAUUAGUUGGACAGGGACACUCUCAGAUUGAAGGAGUAGAUUUUGAUGAAACCUUCACUCCAGUUGCGAGACUUGAAUCAAUACGACUACUGUUUGGUAUGGCUUGCAACCUGAGAAUCAAACUCUAUCAGAUGGAUGUCAAGAGUGCCUUUCUAAACGGUGUAUUACAAGAAGAAGUCUACGUAACACAACAAAAAGGGUUUGAGGAUCCACAUUUUCCGGAUCACGUCUACAAACUCAAGAAAGCUCUUUAUGGAUUAGCUCCACGAGCUUGGUAUGAUCGUCUGACGGAGUUCUUGGUACAAGCUGGUUUUCAAAGAGGUGGUGUGGACAAGACUCUGUUCAUCGGAGAAGAUGGAGAUGAUAUGCUGAUCAUUCAAGUUUACGUGGAUGAUAUCAUUUUCAGAGGAACGUCUAAGCAAAUGGUUGAUGACUUCAUGAAGACUAUGACAAAGGAAUUUGAAAUGAGUAUGGUUGGCGAACUGAGCUAUUUCCUCGGACUUCAGAUCAAACAACUAACCGAUGGAAUCACAGUGUCACAGAGUACCUAUGCCAAAAAUCUCAUCAAACGAUUUGGAAUGCAGACAAGUAAGACUGCAAAAACGCCUAUGAGCACAACAAUCAAACUUUCCAGAGAUAUCGAUGGGAAACCAGUUGAUGAGAAACUCUACCGAGCCAUGAUUGGAAGUCUUCUUUACCUCACGGUCAUCGGUUAUGUCACUCUCAAAAACAGUUUCCGAUACAUCUCACUCCCAAAUCGAAACAUGCAACCCACCCGAAGAAGCUCCCGAUUGUCUGAGAGAGGAACAUCUACUCCGGCUCCCUCCGGACCUUCCCGCAAACGAAUCCGGAAACAACGGCGAGAGAUCACUCCGCCGCCGUCUUCUCCGCCUGCUGCAUAUACGUCUUCUUCAUCUACCGACGACGAGGUUGAAGCCUUUCAACCCAAAGAGCCGCGUUAUCAAGCAAGCCGUGCUAUCUUCCAAGCACGAAAUCAAGAGAACCCCGAGAUGCUUCGUUCCAACAUCACUCCGUUCUCGAGUCGCUUCGUCACGAGCAAUUCGGCUGAGAGGUAUGAAAAAUUGGCUCCACGUGAGUUUGUGAUUCAACAGAGGUUAGAUGUGAAUGAUGAGAACUUGUUUGAUGUGAAACGGGUGGUAGUUAGGUCGGGUUUGAUCUACACUCUGAUUGAUAGUGAUCUGUUUCACCCUAAUGUGGUGAAAGAGUUUAUUGCCAAUUUGGGUGCUGCUGAGGAUAGAGGAAAUGGUGUUGCUGUGUUUCUUCGUGGGUCUAUGGUUGAUUUCUCGCCUAGCCUGAUUAAUGGUCUGUAUCUGGUUCCGGGAUUUGAAGAAGAACAUGACUACUUGCCCGCAGACAUUGAUCGAGUGUGCUCGUUUCUGACGGAUAAUCGUGUGCAGCGUUGGGAAGCCAUGAGCUCCAAGUAUUUGGCCCCGACGAAUCAAGUCAUUUACAAGCUA
Brassica oleracea var. oleracea is the source of this 4713-nucleotide messenger RNA. RefSeq lists its product as uncharacterized. NCBI's taxonomy places the organism in Eukaryota, Viridiplantae, Streptophyta, Magnoliopsida, Brassicales, Brassicaceae. The record is from RefSeq and is a predicted model, not a curated record. The transcript is spliced from 4 exons. The annotation marks the transcript as partial. Gene Ontology annotation, molecular function: zinc ion binding; nucleic acid binding. Gene Ontology annotation, biological process: DNA integration.